This is a messenger RNA of Schizosaccharomyces octosporus yFS286, 3700 nucleotides long. RefSeq names its product Sim4 and Mal2 associated protein 2. Bases 185 to 1219 code for a protein of 344 amino acids. Lineage: Eukaryota; Fungi; Ascomycota; Schizosaccharomycetes; Schizosaccharomycetales; Schizosaccharomycetaceae. The transcript has a single exon. The record is from RefSeq and is a predicted model, not a curated record.
AUUUUUAUUGAUGUGUUACAGACUGCUGUAUGCUCGGUAGGUUGAACUAAUGUACCUAAAAAGAUUGAAUACGGUAGGUACUAGUCUUUCUUGUACUAAUAAAGAUAAAUUUCAUGGAUAUCCUUUGUUGCAUUAAUACAUUUUACAUUUAAUAAUUUUCGUCACAUGCUACUAAGAGGCCAGUAUGACAAGUCGUCGAUUCAGCCAAAUUUCUCAAGAGGACAACAGUAGCAGCGAAGAAGAUACUUCAAUUAAUAAAACUGUUGAAAAUCCUAAACGCACUGUUGAAACCACAAACAGGAAGUCUGGGAACGUUGAAGAUACACCGAACGAUGAGAAAAACUCAUCAGAACCCCCUGCCUGGGAGAAGAAGGAGCUUCUAGAAAGAAGGAAUCAAUUAUAUAACCAGAUUUCUUUGUUGGAACAAGAUGUCGAACGAGUUCAUAAGCAUGCUUCGAACCCAAAUGUAGAAAAACAAGAGCACGAGAUGCUCAAGGAGCUUCUUGGGUUAUUUUUUGAAGUCCCGCAGGCUGAUGAUAAACAGUCUAGUAAGGAGAAUGAUAACUCUAUUUAUAUUCCUUCUGCUUUACCUAAUAUCAACCGUCCAGUCCGCGUACCUUUUUCAGGGCUGCGGAUUCUUGCUCAUCACUCUGUAGACGUAAGCGACACUCAGUGCUUUCACGAAUUUGAGGGAGUUUCUGAAUUUUUUCCAUCUCUCGAUUUCCACAUGAACAUCGAAGUUCGUACUACCGAUUAUGCUGUCCUUGAGUUCUUUAUUAGAGUAGCAUCGUUUGCAAGAAACGAGCUCCAGAACGUAAUAGAGAAGAGCAUAAAUGCAAGAGACAUAGUGGCAGCACUAAGAGCAGUGUCAAUGUUUGGAUACUAUCAUGCAGUUCGUGCAAACGAUUGGAUGCAUUUCAUGAACGAAUUUGAUGGUAUAGCGAGAGUCGAUCUAACCUCUACUUCUGAGUUACACGUUCAAAAUAGAUUAUACAAAAUUUCGUUACAGCAGAAUAUCUGCUUUGACGAGUUUGGAUUCGCCAAGACGGAGUAUAAUAUAUUAUUUAAACCAAAAAAAGUACCCCAAAAGAGCGCGGAGUCUAUUUCAUUACUUACAAAAAAUAUUAAAUAUCGCUUCCAUGAGUUGAUUAGCCUGUUUGGAUUUCGAAAAGGGUCCGAAACCUUACUAGAAGCAUUGUUCAGGCCAACCAACAACUAAAACAAAAGGUAUAAGAAUAGGAAAAGGGGUGGAUAAAAGUCAGAAAAAAAAGGAUUAUGAGAUACAGUGCUAAUAGAAUACAAUGUAGAUCGAGCCGCUAGGAUAUACGGUUUAAGAGCGCUUAGAAAAGUCAGAGUAUUCCACCUCAGGUUUCACGCCCCUUUCCAGCAUUUCGACAGGCUUCAUCACUUUGUUUAUUGAUUCCAAUGGAGAUCUUUCUUUUUUUACCUUUUUUGCAGGAGAUUCGGUUUUCGUGAUCUUCGUGGUAGCAGUAAGUUUUGCUUGUCCUGAAGUCCGUUUUUUGGCAACUGAAGUUGUAGUCGAGUGAACCUUUGGUUUCCACCUUGAAGCUUCCAAAGAGGGUUUCAUUAUACGAAUAGCAGUCUGACAGUCUCCCUCAAUAAUUAUAUCGCACAAGUUGGCAAAUUCCUUUGUAGGAGCAUCAUGAUUUAGCCAAAUUACUGAACCUUUUUGACGGUGUACGCUAUUGCUCAUUUCCUUUAUAAUUCUUUUAACACCGGGAAUUUUGCAGGAGGUGCCCGCAACAAUUAAACAAUCGGGCCUUGAUUUCAAGUCUUGCGAACAAACAGCUCCAAUCGCUUCUGAAUCUGGAUGCCCUUCGUUGUAGAGAACAAUUCGUGGACGUAAACAUCCUUCCAUAAUCAGUCGUUUUCCAGCUAUACGACGGACUUCAUUUUGAGUUCUGCAUUCAGGACAAGCUGUAAGACCAUCUUUCUCAAAUAAAUCAGGAUGGAAGGGUCGAACGAAGGGGCAUCUCGUACACCGUGCGACUUCUAAUGUCCCAUGGAGUGGUAUAGACGUAGGCCAAGGUGCUGAUUGAGGCAAAGGAGUGCAUGUCUGCAAACCUUCAAGCCGUGUUUCGAGAAAAUCUAUAUUCUGAGUAUAUAAACGAAGAAGUUUGGAAUCUUUGGCUAGUUUUGACAAAAAAUAAUGAAAGUCUGUGGGGACAGCAUUAUCUGAAAGUUCAUGAAGCUUUUUGAUCAUUUCAUGGAAGAUAUUUACACUUUUCAAAUCACGAUAUACCGCGCCAUCAAACAAUUCUUUUCCAGAACAAUUUAACUUAUAUUCUGACCGGAGUGAAGAAAAGAGUCCAUCAGAGGACCGAAAAUCGGGAAUUCCUGCUCCACAUGAAAUACCAGCGCCUGUAUCAAAUAUUAGAAUAAGUCUGAAAAAAUAUAUAUGAUUUGCAUUAUAAAUGCUAAAUCAAGCAGACGAAAAAUAACAUACCGGUGACGAUGACUAUUCGUUUUGCUUUUCUCAAUGCGGCAAUUGCUGGAUUAAAAUCAAUAUUAUCGUCAACAUUAUUUGAAGAAACUUGAAUUUUAAUGGGACCAUUAGAAACCUGUUCAUGGCUUUUCAAAUCCAUAGUGGAUCGCAAACUUCUUUUAUUUGACUCAUCAUCGAUGGGGAGCUGCUCAUCUUGCUUCAUAUUAUUUACCAAGAAAAAAACGAUAUUAUUCGUUUUAUUGUAAUUUUAUGAAUUACUUCCAAGAAUCGACAUUUAGGGGAAUCUCCCGAUGUUGUGAGUAGUAUGGGGUAUGUGAUGGUUAUGUGUUUUCGACAAAUUCAAGACCCUCUAACUGAGAAGUCUCUCAGAAGGAAAAGAGAUCGUCAGAAACGGCCUGUAAACAUAUAAUGUAUAAACAAAACAGAACGCAACAGUCUUUCGACGAUAAUUUACGAUGAGAAACUAGAAAAUUUAUGGAUUUAUUAUUGAAGAUAUGGCGAUCCUACAAAAAGAAGAGGAAUUAUUUAAACCAAAUAAUACUUUUAUUUUUUUAUCAGUAUGAACUAGAAGCAACAACUCUAGAUUGGAAUAAUCCUUUGAAAACCUUUGAGAUUCGAGUCUUUUUGUCGUCUACUGUCUGGAAUCAGCCAGAUAAAUCAAUCCAGAGCUAAGAGUUGAUUUUACUUCAUCUGCUACGAUCAAUAUCAGCAAGACUAGAGAUUUUUGCCAAUGUUGCUCAUACGUCGACUGGGAUUUGGGAUGAAAAGUAAAAUCAACAUAUCGGUUGAAUGGUAAGAUCGAUUAAUGUCGAUUUCAUUAGGACUUUUGCUAUGAUAGUUCUCACCAUCUUUUGGCAGCUAUAAACUUGUUUCGCGUAUUUGUUUACAUUGAAUUUUUCAGGUACCAGAAACGAAAAUAAAAUUUCGUAUGCAUAUUUAGUUACUUGACGAUUAUGAUUAUCCUGUGAAUCUCGCUAUGAUUACUAAUUAAAUUGAUACAACAUAGUGUUCAUUUGAGAGAUCAUGUUUACUUUGGGUUCACUAAAAGAUUCAGACAUAUCAAUGAGAAAAAUCGUAAAUGUGUGUUUCAAUAUUAAAUUAGAAAUCUAUAAAUACAUGACAAAACAAGUCGUUCUUAUGCAUAGUACUAGGAAAUGUACAAUGUAAAACAACCAUUAUUCAAGGAAGAAUAAACCUACAAUCCUAAAAUACUAAAAAAAAAGAAAAGAAAAA